Molecule: messenger RNA, 2650 nt
Organism: Micropterus salmoides (largemouth bass)
Lineage: Eukaryota; Metazoa; Chordata; Actinopteri; Centrarchiformes; Centrarchidae
Product: zinc finger protein 532-like
Exons: 3
Coding region: 85-657 (190 amino acids)
Source: RefSeq, a predicted model, not a curated record
CGGAAGGUCUACACCUGCCCGCACUGUCCAACUCUCAGUCAGCCGUUCACUAAAAGAGUGCUGCUGGAUCAGCACAUUCAGCUGAUGCACAGAGUCAAAGAUCCAGAGGGGAAUACUGUCAACUCUGAUAAUGUGAAGGCUUCAACUGACAAGAAAACGACCCUUAGCCCCAAAAGGAAGCCAGAAGACGAUGAGGGGUUUCCAGGCUUGAACACAAGGGGCCCCGACUCACAGCCGUUGAAGAGGCUCAAGGUAAACAUCCUUAAAGUUCACAAGUGUGCUGUCUGUGGCAUCACCACUGAGGACAUUGCGGCUUUCCAUGAACACAUUCCCCAGCACAAGUCUGAUGGCUCGUCCUACCAGUGUCAGGAAUGCGGCCUGUGCUACACCUCCCAUCGCUCGCUGGCCCGACACCUCUUUAUCGUCCACCGGCUGAAGGAGCCACAUGGUCUCACUCGAAACAACGGACUGGGCAAGGACGACGAUGAGAGUCGGAGAGAGAACCAGCUAGAUGUUACGGACGAGAACAAUGACGGGACACCAAAUACCAAGUGCAAAGUGUGUGGAAAGACGUUUGAAACGGAGGGAAACCUGAAUACUCACAUGAGGACACAUGGGAUGGCGUUCAUAAAAUCUAAGAGACUGGCUGAGAAGUGAGAGGAACACACUUUGAAACCAUUCCAUCUAAAGCAAACACUAUUGUUUUAAACAUAUACAGUUUGUUAAAUUGUUGCAGACAACCUACAGUAUCUCACUUGGCUGUAGUCAUGCAUAUACAUAAUGUACAUGUAGGGUACUACCAUAUGUAUCCAGUAUACACACAAAGAUAUGUAAUAAAUGUUAAGUAAAUUGAAUAAGAUAGUUUUUUGUACACACAUAGAUGUUUCUAGAGGCCUUGACUAGAUCUUUUUUAUAGAAGAGCUUUUUUAUUUUAAACAGUCUCCAUUGUUGUCUUCUCACUAGGACUAGAUAAUGUAUGAAUAUAUUGUUGUUAUGGGAUUAAUCCUCAUACAGUCAGCAGUGUUAUGAAUUUUCAAUGCUGCUAAUGUCCAACGAAUGUCUGAAAGAUGAAAACAAAUACAUAAAGUAUAUAAAACCACUGGAAGCCUAAGGUUUCCCCAGUAUAAAUAUGUUACCCCUAACUGAGGUCUUCAAUUUCAAGUUGAAAGAUGAAUAGAAGAUUAGCAUAAAACAUUCUUAUUUUGUUUUUAUUUCAUGGAUAACUUAUAUUUCUCUCUGAGCCCGCCUUGGCUUCUUCAACAAACCCUGGCUCUGGUCUCCUUCCACUACAUCAUGAAACUACUGAUCCUAAAACAAAAUCUCUGCAUUCAUUUUGAGCUGAAAUUACAUGUAAUAGCAGAAGAUUGCAGACAAUCAGACAAAGAUGAAGCUUGAUUUCAGCUGUUUCAGCAAACCACCAUGUCGAGUUAUUAUCACUGACAUAUCAAAUACAUACACAAUCAAAAUUAUUAUAAAGCAAAUUUUUUAUAAUUAUCUCAAGCAUUUAACAUCAGAAAAAGGAGUCUUUUAAAGACAAAUAUAUGGGCCAAAUUAGAAUUUUCUUUUAAAAAUAUAUUUUGUAAAGGAUUGUGAAAUUUUUUCAUUCGUGUCUUAAUAUAUAUAUGGCAGCUCUUUGUGAUUACACUCCAAAAAAGUGUAUUUACCUGAAUAUUUUAAAUAUAUGAUACAUAGCACUUGCCUUUUAUUUAACAGUGGUCUUCUUUACAGCAUAGUUCAUCUGUUGUUGCAGCACAAUAAAAAUAAAAUUGUAACGACCCUGUAUUUCAUAAAACAUUAUCAUUUUCUGUCUUGUUUCUUCAGUUCAGUUCUUAAUGAAUGUUCACGAUAGGAAUAACACUGGGGAAAACAUCAUAACUGAAGAAAAAUGUCUACGAAUGUAAACUUGCUGUGAAACUGAAUGAUUUAUACAAGACAACUAGUUUAAUUGAAUGAACAAUAACUGUUUUCCAUUACUUUCUUCGUUCCAAGCAUUUCCAAAAUAUAUCAUUCAGCUUUGGACAGUAGUUUUUCUAUUCCGACAUUAAGACUUUAACUGUUUUGCGCUGUAAAACUGCAUGUGAGAAACAGUCUGUGAAUUGUUUGUUGAAUUGAAUGUGUUUUGCUGCUGCUGCUGUUUUUAGAUAUUUCUGAUGUUGUGUACAAAGCUGUUCUUUAUGUCAAUAAAUAAUAAAACCUGCAGGGGCAAGAUCUGAUGUCGACUUGCACACGAGACAUCAGCUCUUCUCUAAGGAAAUAUGUCAGGAAUCCUCUCCUGAUCGUUCAAACUCAUGCUUUUGCUUAGAGCUGUUUGUGUCAUGGAUCAUUAUUACUAUGAAGGUUGAAGUCUAAAUACUGAAAUUUUGAGAAGAGAAUUGAUAAGAUUUUAUAAAUACCAAUGCCAUUAUCGGUUCUCCUUAAUUCCUUGAUCAAUUUUCUGUGUGGAAAAAAGUAGGCAAGGCCUUGACAGAUUUUCAGCAUCAACGCAACUGUUGUAUUAUAUUAGAGUCUGAACACUGUGUAGAAACAGAGUAGAAAACGGCCCGCAUGUGACUCAGGUGUGCAAAAGCUCCACUGUUUUAACUGCUGUUUAAUUUGGAACCGGUUCUCAACUGGAACCAGUCCUUGAUUAAAGUCUCAAUGGAGGUUUAUA